AGGGAAGGAAGCAAGAAUCGUCGGCAUCGUCGGUUCCAAACAUCAUCAGUCGCGCUAUCGGAGAACGAAGACGCUUUCGCGGCGCUCACUGACGUUUGUGCGUUCGUGCCGGGCAAAUCGCUGUCCGCAGCCAGCCGCGUACGCGAACACCGCGUGCAUGUUUGUGUUUACUGCGUACGGACGUUCUUUGCGUGAAGUGAAAGCAAGCAGUGUGUGUUUGUGGAAAAUAUGUACGAUUAAAAAAAAAAGUGUGUUAAAUUUGUUCCGCAGAAAACCCAGCUGUUUGUGUCAUUCUUCAGGCGAGUGUGAAAAGAAGGCAUAUUUUUGGUAGCAAACUUUGUCCUUUCCAUCUGCGUACGAAUUGUGCUCGAGGCGUGCGUGCUCGUGCUGUAGAAGAAUGCCAAACCGUGCGUGCGUUACAGGUGUUGCCCGGUGUGUUACAGGUGGUGAUUGAUGAAGUUUGCUGUGAGCUGUGAUCAAAGCAGAAUCAUUUGCAAAAGUAAACAGUACCCACGACGAUGAUGCUGGUGUCAGCUAGCGCAGGAUGGAAGAUAACUUAGUUGAGUUCCAAAAAUCCAUCAAACACCAUCGGAAGCGUGACGGUCGCCCUCCGUCCCAGCGUAUCGUUCGACGACGCAAGCGGCACGAAGCUUCAUAAAGCACGAACAACGUCUAACAAGUUUGUGGGGGGGUGUAGAAUGUAGAAGGAAAGCCUAGAAGCCUUUCACCCCGCAACCUUUCCAUUGGGGCUUACGGGAUUGAAAACUUCUACAGCACGCGAUUUCCUGGUGGAUGGAUGGUGCUGAAAUCGAUAUGCAGGCCGAGGUCGCGUGCGGAUGCAUACCUAAAGGACGAUAAAUGGUACUGUCACCAAGGUGGUGUGAAAUUAGCGACAAAUUAGGUGUCCAUAAAUUGCCCGUAAGCUACUGCGAGAGCGGAAGGAUUUCAGUCUGACAGUGGUACAGAAAAGUGGUGUGAAUUUAACAAGUGCUUAACAGUUGGGCAGUGAAGCGCCGCUCGGGAAGGAAGUGAUUUUUCCUCAAAGUGGUGCGCGUAAAUUAUCGUUCGUGGUGUGAGCGCGUAAAAAGUGAGCAAAUUUUUGAGAUUUUAUGCAUAACCGUUCUACACAUGAAGCGUGUGAUUUUGUGUGCUUGUGUAAUUUAUUAAUGUGUAAAUGCGUGUUUAUGGUUACAGCACACUAAAUCGCUAAACGUUUUUUGUACAAUAAUUAAAUCUGUUCUGCGUGGCGGGGAAAGGUUGCAGCCGCAGGUGUGCUGAGAAGCCUGCUAACGCUUCCGUGCUUGCCGCUUCGUUCCUGCUUCGAUCCGUACAACAGACACAACACGCAACCGCACCCGCUGUGGCAUUCGUUCCUUCGGAGAUGAUACCCGGCAGUACGGAAGUGCUCGCGGAACCAUGCUGCCAAUUCUUACCUGGGCCUACCUGCGUCAUAUUGCCGUCCAGUACCAUGCGGAAGCACAGGAUCCGUACGGCAGCGUGCAGCUUGUAUCAGCAAACCCGCCCCUCGGCACGGAACACGCCGGCCACGCCGGGUACGAUUGCGCUCCCCUGCCACUGUUUGCGCUUCCGCGCGACAUCGACUCGAGCGACUCGGGCAGCAGCCACUUAGAGCGUGCGGUAGAGCUGACCUUCAGCCCGGCCGGUUGUCGCCUGCCGCCACGGUGGGCCAUCCGCAACGACACGUUCCGACCGUUCCAGCAGUCGGCCAAGCUUGCCGGUGGCGGUGGGAUGAACAUGCGUUUCCGCGACCAGACGGACACGUACACGGGCAGCUCGGGCAGCAGCACGCAGAUUGCAGCCUUCCCGCUGGUCCACAGCUCAGCGGUCGUCCCAGAGUCGGUGGAUGCAGCGCACAGCAGUAGUGUAGGGGGUGGACUUGGCUCGGUUGGCUCAUUCGUUGCCGUCAACGAUGUCAUUGGCAUGAACAUUACGCCGGCAUUAUCACAGGUUCUUUUAGCGCCUCCCGCCACCAGUGCCGGCUCCGGUGCGUCCAUCAUUGCCGCGGUGAACGGUGCCGCGGCCGAUGACAACGGAACGCGCGGCGAGGAAAUAAAUUCCUUUUACUUUUAUGAGACUGAACAGUUCGCGUUCCUGUGGGUGUUGUUUACCGUGAUCGUGCUGGGCAAUUCGGCCGUCCUGGUGACGCUGAUGCUGAACAGAACGCGCAAAUCGCGAAUGAAUUUCUUCAUUAAGCAGCUCGCAAUUGCUGAUCUCUGCGUAGGACUGCUGAACGUGCUGACGGACAUCAUCUGGCGCAUCACGGUGGUGUGGCGGGCGGGCAAUGCCGCCUGUAAAGCGAUCCGCUUCGUCCAGGUCUGCGUUACGUACGCGUCCACGUACGUGCUGGUCGCGCUCAGCAUCGACCGGUACGAUGCCAUAACGCAUCCGAUGAACUUUUCCGGCUGCUGGAGUCGUGCACGGAAGCUGGUGGCCGCGGCGUGGAGUUUCAGCAUACUUUUCUCCCUGCCGAUAACGUACUUCUACGAGGAGCGGCUAAUACAGGGCAAAAUGCAGUGCUGGAUCGAUCUGGUCGAGGCGUGGCGAUGGCAGCUCUACAUGUGCUGGGUGUCGGGUUCGCUGUUCGUCGUACCGGCGCUGAUCAUUUCCGCCUGCUACGCCGUCAUCGUGCGCACGAUCUGGGCAAAGGGUACCAUCCUCGGUCCAAUCGACCGCACGCACAACGGUAUGGCAGAUCUGGCGACGAGGCGGGCCAGCUCGCGCGGCAUCAUACCCCGCGCCAAGGUGAAGACGGUCAAGAUGACGAUCGUGAUCGUGAUCGUGUUCGUGCUCUGCUGGUCACCGUACAUCAUCUUCGAUCUGCUGCAGGUGUUUGGGCAGAUACCGGCCACGCAAACGAACGUCGCGAUCGCCACCUUCAUCCAAAGCCUGGCCCCGCUCAACUCGGCCGCCAACCCGCUCAUCUACUGUCUCUUCUCCACGCAGGUGUGCCGUAUGAUCAAGCGGCUGCCACCGUUCCGCUGGCUGUGGUCGACCAAGUGGUGCUGCAAACCGCACGAUUCCGGCACACUCCCGCUCGGCAAUGGGACGACGGUGAACGGGACGGCACACGGCCGGUUCCACAACCACAACAGCAGUGACUCGAUGCGAACGCUCACCACAUCGCUGACCGUGUCCCGCCGGUCCUGUCUGCGGCCGGCCCGGGUCGUCAUUGUGGAGCGCCCGAAAACCGAACUCGCCAUGUCGGAGGUGUAGAAGGAAAGGGUGCGCAAAAAGUACUUACUGCAACGAGCUGGCCAGCCAACAACAGGCUACAGGAAGUGCAGGAAUGCAUCCUGCUCAAAAGGAAGGGGAUAGAUGUUGGGGAAGGGAUCGCGAAUAGAAAUAAAACAUGAAGAAUGGAUGUAAGAGAAAUCACGGAACAAAUGCACACGCACCGAGUAGUUGCUGUAAUGUUGCAAAACUAAAACAAAAGCACUAAUUUCCUCCGUCAAGAAUCAUUUCCGUUUCAACUUCCUUUCCGGUUAAGCGUUCGCAUUGGCAUAAGCGUGUCGCUUUUGUGCUGUUAACAAUCUUAAUCUCUCAGUUCAUUUACUCCCCCCCCUAGCAAAGCGCGUGUGAUGAAUACGCUUCUUGGCAGUGGCAGUCACUCCGCCGAUCCCACCGAAGCGAAAAAGGCUGAAGAACGCUAAACCUAAGCCAUUUAUAGCAAGAGUGACAGAAAAAAGGAAUCGAAACGUUUGUUUUAAUCUCAGCACGCUGCUUUAAAACGGGAGCAAGCAACAGCAAAACUGACACACGAAUUGCAUAGCUUUAGGCGUUCGACGCAAUGAGCAUUGCAUACAUUUAGGCUGGGAAGAUCCAUCGAACCCAAAACAGGCGUCUCGACUUCAUUAGUGACUUAUUUGCCUGGGAAACAGAGCCAGUGCCGUUUGGACUGGCCAGUACGGCACAAUGAUGGCUGGUGGCACCAUGUGCUAAGUGGUUUCUUAAGUACGCGACCCAUCUCAUUCGCCGGCAAAGUCCGGAAAGCCGAGACAAAUGAAACGAUUAGACACAACAGUCAUGCUAGCUGGCCCAAAAAGGACCGGCGGAGUUGUGCGGUUGUCCUUUUUGGCAAGAUACCCUGCGCGAGCAAUCCGUCUCAGCAUGAGGUAGGCUCUGUUUGAAAGACAAAACCACCGGGGGCAAAAAAACGAGAAAGAUUUAUGGUACGCCUAUUAUCGUAAAAGUACGUCCGUGUGCGUGCGUGUGUGUGUGUCUGUGUGUUUGUUUUUGUGGGUGAAUGAAUGUUAUGUAAAUGUUGUCUCCAAACCCUUCCACCCAAAAUCCAUCUUCCCUUACGUAUCCUUCCGUUUAGUGUGUGUUUCCGGUGAUUAGAGGAGCGGAAGGCGAAGGAAGCGAACCAAACAAGCAAGCAAGAUGCGAUAUGAAAUCUCUUGCCAAGACAGAUAAACUAAGGACGAUAGCAGACGAAGGCCCAGGCAUGAAUAAAACGAUGGCAAAAGGUCGCGUGGGCGUACUGGGCUUUGUUGGCUCGUCGUCAAUCGGAAAAAGUGAAAUUGUAGGCUGGAAAAAUAGCACAACGUCCCGUCAAAACAAAGCAGCGGCCAGCGUAAAUCGAGAAUGUGGAAUGGUGCGCAUGGUUUAGGGUCGCGUUGCAUGUACAAAGAGGUUUCAACUAUCGUUGCACACAAGAAAAGCUAAACAAAAAUCAUCCAAAGCCACAUACAGAAGUACCACAGCACAGCAAGUACUCCAAUUCCCAAAAGCCGGUCGUCCACCCAGGAAGGCCGUUUUUUGGAGUUGAGCAAAACAAAUCUAUGUAUAUUGAGGCAAGUAAAAAUGUAAAACCAAAACCACGAUUUGCAAAUAUUUACGAGAAAUGGCCCCACAAGUCAGAAGCCCGGAGAAAAGCCCAGCCCCAUGCAUGUAUGAAUCGUUUUUCAUGACCCCGCGCGGCAGCUGGUAGCUGCGGCAGAUCAUAUGCUCUUCGGAGCACUUCGGGGUUUUCGAGGCAGAACGGAAAUGUAGAUGUGUCGACCGUAGGAUAGGGUUUUUGGGGUGGGCUGACGAUGGCAGCAUUCUGUGUGAGCACCGAACUCUCGCCCCCGAUGAAUCGCGGAUAUCAAUCAGGGCGGUGGAGCGAACGAGUUCAUCGAACUACGGUUGCGGUAGCAUCGGAAAUAAAACCCUCCCAGAAAAGGAUAGGGUCAAAUAUCUUAUCCUCGAGAGAGACGCCGGGCAAAUGGGUGGGAAUGAUGGGUAUUUGCAUUUAGAUAAUGCGAAGAAGGGAAAUCCCAAGAGUAAUGUUUGCGAUGCGUUGAAAGAAAGUAUAAAUAGAUGAGCAGGAUUUAGGACGCGUGGGAAGGAAAGCACAAUCCCUGCCCGUAUCGGAUGUUGAUGCUUCGCGCAGAAGGAGUAACCCUGUCGAACCCCGGAUUAGCAUGUAAGCCAGUGAUGUAGUGGUAACUAUUAUUUCCUUUAAUAAAUGUACCGAGAAGCUUGCCCGUUUA
This is a messenger RNA of Anopheles merus, 5495 nucleotides long. Its product is annotated as cardioacceleratory peptide receptor-like. The record is from RefSeq and is a predicted model, not a curated record. Gene Ontology annotation, molecular function: vasopressin receptor activity. Lineage: Eukaryota; Metazoa; Arthropoda; Insecta; Diptera; Culicidae. The transcript has 9 exons. Gene Ontology annotation, biological process: G protein-coupled receptor signaling pathway. Gene Ontology annotation, cellular component: membrane. Bases 1417 to 3234 code for a protein of 605 amino acids.